Molecule: messenger RNA, 963 nt
Organism: Juglans regia (Persian walnut)
Lineage: Eukaryota; Viridiplantae; Streptophyta; Magnoliopsida; Fagales; Juglandaceae
Product: thaumatin-like protein 1b
Exons: 2
Coding region: 75-812 (245 amino acids)
Biological process (GO): defense response
Cellular component (GO): extracellular region
Source: RefSeq, a predicted model, not a curated record
CCGGCCUAGCUCUGCAUAUUAUAUACAUUGAGAUCAUCAAAUUAAUAAUUACUUCGCCUAUCUAUCCAUCAAUCAUGAAGACCCUUUCACUCAUGAUCUCCUGCCUUGCCUUGGCCUCCCUUUUUAUCUCUGGUGCUCAAUCCGCUAGAAUAACUUUCACCAACAACUGUCCCAAUACCGUCUGGCCAGGAACCCUUACCGCUGAUCAGAAACCUCAACUAUCAAUAACUGGAUUUGAGUUAGCAUCCAAAGCAUCCACAUCCCUAGAUGCCCAAGCUCCAUGGAAAGGCCGUUUUUGGGCACGAACUGGUUGCUCCACGGACGCCUCAGGAAGGUUCUCUUGCACGACUGCGGAUUGCGACUCCGGACAAGUUGCAUGCAAUGGCAAGGGAGCAAUCCCGCCAGCAUCUUUGGUAGAAAUCAACAUAGCAGAAAAUGGUGGGAAAGACUUUUACGAUGUCAGCCUUGUCGACGGCUUCAACUUGCCUGUUUCAGUGAGCACAGAAGGCGGGAGUGGUGAUUGCCAGACCUCGAGUUGCCCGGCCAAUGUGAACUUGGUUUGCCCAGAAGUGCUGCAACUGAAAGCCGCAGAUGGGAGCGUGAUCGCAUGCAAGAGCGCAUGCCUAGCGUUCAAUCAACCACAAUACUGCUGCACUGGCAAUUUCAAUACUCCACAAACAUGUCCUCCCACGAACUAUUCCAUGAUCUUCGAGAACCAGUGCCCUCAAGCUUAUAGCUACGCUUAUGAUGAUGUGAAUAGCACCUUCACCUGCUCCGGUGCACCUAAUUACAUUAUCACUUUCUGCCCUUGAAGUACUUGAUCAUGAGAUGAGAUCAAGAAUUAUGCAUGCAUGCAUAUUACAUGCGUUCUGAUCUGGUCUUUAUAAUAAUAAUCGACUGUGUAACAAAUGAUAAUGAAUUACUACAUAAAUAAAUGGGAAAAUCAUAUAAAUUUCUUGUGCU